This is a messenger RNA of Diaporthe citri, 1452 nucleotides long. RefSeq lists its product as uncharacterized. Gene Ontology annotation, molecular function: DNA binding; zinc ion binding. The record is from RefSeq and is a predicted model, not a curated record. NCBI's taxonomy places the organism in Eukaryota, Fungi, Ascomycota, Sordariomycetes, Diaporthales, Diaporthaceae. The transcript is spliced from 4 exons. Gene Ontology annotation, biological process: DNA-templated transcription. Bases 1 to 1452 code for a protein of 483 amino acids.
AUGGCCGCCGAACAAGCUAGUAGGCAAACCGGCACCGCAGCGGAUACUCGUGCCGCUCUGGUGCCUGAUGAGGCUCACCUUGACAGACGCGAAGCCGACGAUGGCCUCGCACACCGCGAACUACAGUGUCUCUACCAGGCGCCUCCGCCUCGACGGCGUAAAAGGCAGUUGAGCGACGGUGACGUCUACGAAAAGAUUGCUCAGUACGAGCGCAUUCUGCUCGAGCACGGGUUGCUGCCGCAGGGUGCUCAUACAUCGCCUUCCACUGAGUGCUCACCACAGGAGCCGAUAUCUCUGCGUUUCAUCGAGCCAAACGCAGAAAUGUCGAAAUUGGGUAAAGUUGUGGUCGGCCAUGGUAGGUCGAGGUACAUCAACAGCACCACCUGGCGUAGCUUAGAAGAUGAUGAGAUGCAACAUAUGUCCAUGGAACGAAAUCACGAGGAAGAGGAGUCACUCAUGGGCUUCCGGCGGAACCUGUUGCACUGCCACCCAACGCACGCGGAAGCAAUGAUUCUGUGGAACACUCAUAUCGAGAACGUGGAGCCUAUUUGCAAAGUGCUGCAUAUUCCCUCGUCGACAAAGAUGGUCGACGAGGUUUCACGAAAGCCUGAAACAGCAUCGAGAGAGAUCGAGUGUGUCCUGUUCGCAGUAUAUCAUUUCGCCGUCUUCACCUUGACGGAGGAGAAGUGCGAGAAGCUAUUUGGUCGAUCGCGAGAUGCUUUGAUGCAGAAGUACCACCUCGCAACCCGGCAAGCCCUCGUCAACGCGUCUUUCCUCACGACCACUGAUAUAUCCGUCGUACAAGCUCUCGUACUCUUCCUGCUUGCUUGUCGACAUCAAUACGACCCAAACGCAUACUGGAUCCUGACAGGUGUUGCCGUCCGCAUAGCGCAACGCAUGGGGCUUCACCGCGACGGAGAGGCGCUCGGCUUGUCACCCAAGCCAACUACAGGUACCGGUAUUGCCAUUGCGCCGGAGUCAUGGGAUACCAAGGAGCCAUUGAAUAUCAAUGAUGACCAGAUCUGGCCAGGAAUGACCACGGCGCCACGAGAGCAGAAGGGGGCAACCGAGAUGAUCUUUUGUCUGGCCCGGGCAUGUAUCGGUAAAUUCUUUGCCAGGUCGAUUCGUGGUACAGCUACGGACCACUCUCAACACCACAGUACAGUUGAGCCUCUCAUCCGGGAAGCUGAGAGCGAAGUAGAGGAAAAGUACAUCCGCUACUGCGACAUUACCAACCCGCUGCACUUCCUAACCAUCGGCAUGGCGAGGUCAGCCAUUACUGCUAUGCGCAUCAAGAUCAGGCUGCCGAGAAUUCGAGAUCAGACCGCCACGGACGCGGAGAGAAAAGAACUGUUCCAACUGGCGCACAAGAUCAUCGACACGGACGCAGCUGCUUACGCCCACACAGGCCUCCAGAGAUAUCAAUGGCACGUCAGGUCCUUUUGGGCAUAG